AUGACCCUCCUCAAGUGGAUAUUAGACGUUUAUCCAAGAGUUCGGAAAAGAAGCACUUUGGAUGAAUACUGGAGAGUGUGGUGUAUGUUGUACCGAAAGUCGGUCGGGAAGAGUUUGCAUGCUAAAGUCAUGGAAGAGGUCCGCGAUUACAUUGACGGAUGCUUGACUAUUGAGUAUAAUCUUGAUACAUCCGUGCGGGAAAAGCCAGUCUUUUCCUCCAUCAUCUCUGGGUUCUGGAUACAUCGGUCUUUCCGGACGAACGACAAUGACGAAAUGGAACUAGAGUGGGAAGAUAUCAAGACUCUCUGCUAUGAUGAUGUGACACUUUUGAUGCUUUCGAAUCCUGAAGGAAAGCGAGAUCUUCUCGCGAUGGAGGUAACUCUAAAGUAUACUGAGGUUCCAAAUGGGCUCCAGUAG
Molecule: messenger RNA, 417 nt
Organism: Rhinocladiella mackenziei CBS 650.93
Lineage: Eukaryota; Fungi; Ascomycota; Eurotiomycetes; Chaetothyriales; Herpotrichiellaceae
Exons: 2
Coding region: 1-417 (138 amino acids)
Source: RefSeq, a predicted model, not a curated record